This is a messenger RNA of Candoia aspera, 1800 nucleotides long. RefSeq names its product vomeronasal type-2 receptor 26-like. Gene Ontology annotation, molecular function: G protein-coupled receptor activity. Gene Ontology annotation, cellular component: plasma membrane. The transcript has 5 exons. Bases 1 to 1800 code for a protein of 599 amino acids. NCBI's taxonomy places the organism in Eukaryota, Metazoa, Chordata, Lepidosauria, Squamata, Candoiidae. The record is from RefSeq and is a predicted model, not a curated record. Gene Ontology annotation, biological process: G protein-coupled receptor signaling pathway.
AUGUACAUGAGCAGAUGGGAUGGUGGCUCAAGACUGCUGGCCUUCAAAAUGCUUCUGCUCUUCUUCUUCCUUCCAGAGAGGGUCAGUGAGGGUUUGGAAUCCAUGAGCAGUCAGCUCACCAACGCUCCAGCAAAACGUCCCACCUCCAGAGGGGAAAUGAUACUUGGGGGAUUUGUUUCCAUUUUAUAUAUUGAUGUAACGUUACAGAGUUUCACCAAAGAGCCAGAGAUUUACUUAUAUGGAUCCAUGAUGCCAAAAAACUACCAGCACAUUCUUUCCAUGUAUUUUGCCGUUCGUGAGAUCAACCAGGACCUCCAGCUGUUACCCAACACCACACUAGGAUUGGAGGUUUAUGAAAACAGUUUCAGUGUCAGGCUGGCCAGUAAGCACCUUCUAGAUCUUCUCUUUUUGAAACAAAGGAAUCCCAUCAACUACAACUGUGUCAGAAGGAGGAGGAGGAACCUCUUGGCUAUCAUUGGUGGCCUCACCUCCCCAAACUCCAUCCACAUGGCCCACGUCCUGAAUACCUACAAGAUUCCACAGCUUCAUUACUUUUUGGGAAACACCCAUUUUAAUAACGGUGCAGGAGAUGAAAUCAUUUUUGAUGAGAAGGGGGACUUUGACCCUGGAUAUGACAUCUUCAACAUGGUCACAUUCCACAACAAAUCUUUCCAGAGAAUUCAGAUUGGAAGGAUGGCCUCCAAAGCCCCCGAUGGGAAGACGUUCAUCAUCAGUGAAAGUGCCAUUCUGUGGAAUCACAAGUUUCAGCUGGUACCUCCUCUUGCCAGAUGUGUGCAGAGAUGCCGCCAGGGGUACAGCAAGGCUGUUCAGGAAGGGAAACAAGCUUGUUGCUACAAUUGUACCAAAUGCCCCGAAGGAAGAAUUUCAGCUGAAAUUGAUGCAGACCAAUGUGGGAGAUGCCCAGAAGACCACUAUUCAAAUGCAGAAAAAGACCAGUGCCUUCCCAAACAUUUCAGCUAUUUAUCCUAUGGUGAACCCUUGGGAGUCGCUCUGACUUCCUUGAUUCUUUUCUUUUCGGCAACCCCCAUUUUAGUGGCAGUGAUCUUCCUUCUGCACUGGGACACCCCCAUUGUCAAAGCCAACAACAGGAACAUCACUUGCAUCCUUCUCUUUUCUCUCCUCCUCUGCUUUCUGUGCUCCCUGCUCUUUAUUGGCUGGCCUGGGGAAGUGACCUGCUUUCUCAGGCAAACUCUGUUUGGCACCAUUUUCUCCAUCUCAGUUUCCUGUGUCUUGGCCAAAACCAUCAUGGUAGUUCUGGCCUUCUUGGCCACCAAGCCAGGCAACCGGAUGAGGAAGUGGCUAGGGAGAAGACUGGCAGCAUCUGUCAUUGUCCUCUGCUCCUUUAUCCAAGCUGUUAUCUGUGCAGCAUGGUUGAUCACCUCUACUCCCUUCCCAGAGUUGGACAUGCAUUCCCUGACUGAUGAGAUCAUUGUGCAAUGUAACGAAGGCUCAGAUUCCAUGUUCUAUGUUGUCCUGGGCUAUUUGGGGCUGCUGGCCAGCAUCAGUUUCACUGUGGCUUUCUUUGCAAGAAAAUUGCCAGAUACUUUUAAUGAAGCCAAGCUGAUCACUUUCAGCAUGCUUGUGUUUUGCAGCGUUUGGCUCUCCUUCAUCCCAGCCUAUCUGAGCACCAAAGGAAAACACAUGGUGGCUGUGGAGAUCUUCUCCAUCUUGGCCUCUACUGCAGGUCUCCUGGGCUGCGUCUUUCUCCCCAAGUGCUACAUCAUGUUGUUGAGCCCACAUCUAAACACAAAAGGACAUUUGACCAGGAGGAUAGUUUAA